GCUUCAGAACACAACAAACGAUGGGAGUGUUCGCCGAUGCCAUCAAGUCGGCGCUGGAGCCAGGCACAGGGGACAAGUUUGUGAUUGUGCUCAACGGGGUGCUCGUGACGCUGCUGGCGGUGAUCGGGCUGACGAUAUGGUCGGGCAUCGAAGACUCGAUUCACAUGUUUGUGUUUUUGUUUCUCGCUGUGGGGUUGACCUUGUCAAUCAACUGGUUCCUUAUGGAAGCGCGCAGCUUGCAAGCCCAAGGCAAGCUUCAGUGGGGGACUGAAGACGGUGCGACCAGCGCGGCUAGGCAAGAAGAGCUGAAGAAGACGGACUAGGACGAACGACCAGCAGCCAGCUCGUUUUGAGCAGAGAUUCGUGAUGUAAUGUACAUACAUACGUUACACUUCGUCAUGGCUAUUGCUACUGCCGCCACGAGUGGAGGGCGGCGGUGGCGAUCGAACUCGACGACUGACCGCAUUGUCCUUGACUAGAAGUCCUUGUUGAUCUUCCCGCAGAGGGGACCGCACCCGCCUCUGCGUUCCAGUCUCCAUCAUGGAUGACGGGGUUUCCGGAAUCGACUUCGGCGAACUCAAGUCGAGCAUGUUGUCUAGUGCUUCUUCUUCGUCGUUGUCGUCGGCGGCGGCUUCGGUCUUGGACACUUUGGCAUACUCGUCACGGUCGGACGACCGUUUGGCUUUGGCGUGUCGAAGCCCAAUCAUGCCGACCACCAUCCCCAGCAGCACAAUCAAACUGACCAGCAGCAAAGCCUUCUUCUCAUGAUGGGCCACCUCUGGCAUGCUGUUGGGCCUCAAAGUGACUACACCCACCGUGUCAACCAUGUCGUCGUCGUACUUGGUCAAGUUCCCAUCCACGUCGUCAAUGUGAGUAUGCGACACUGUCACAUGCAGCAAGGACGCGUGCAAUGUCAUGCAGUUCACAUGAUCACUGUGAACAGACAGAUCCGAUCCAAACGAUGCACACGUGCCGCACGGCGGCAGCACCAGCGGCCGCCACACUUGAAACGCCCCGUCGGCGGCGGCAUGGCCCAACGCUACAACCAACACCAUCACACAUUUUUCG
Molecule: messenger RNA, 1068 nt
Organism: Aphanomyces astaci
Lineage: Eukaryota; Oomycota; Saprolegniomycetes; Saprolegniales; Verrucalvaceae
Exons: 1
Coding region: 21-323 (100 amino acids)
Biological process (GO): vacuolar proton-transporting V-type ATPase complex assembly
Cellular component (GO): endoplasmic reticulum membrane
Source: RefSeq, a predicted model, not a curated record